This is a messenger RNA of Boleophthalmus pectinirostris (great blue-spotted mudskipper), 6505 nucleotides long. RefSeq names its product cysteine-serine-rich nuclear protein 2 (gene csrnp2). The record is from RefSeq and is a predicted model, not a curated record. Gene Ontology annotation, molecular function: sequence-specific DNA binding; DNA-binding transcription factor activity, RNA polymerase II-specific. NCBI's taxonomy places the organism in Eukaryota, Metazoa, Chordata, Actinopteri, Gobiiformes, Gobiidae. Gene Ontology annotation, biological process: regulation of transcription by RNA polymerase II. Bases 665 to 2197 code for a protein of 510 amino acids. Gene Ontology annotation, cellular component: nucleus. The transcript is spliced from 5 exons.
CUGUAACAACCGGGGCCGGGUCGAAACGGGGCGAAAAGCGUCUUCUCGUUGGAAAAUCCUGCAACGAACUGACACCAAAUUACACCAACGGAACCGCGUUAGAACGAGAAGACAGCGAGAGGAAGACCCGCGACCCAACCCGGCCCGGACACACGGAGGAUAAGCGAACACAGAUGUCAGCGGAUUUUCCCAUUUUCUCCCAAAUCAAGACUCUGCCCCUAGUAAGAAGAAGACACCGGGUUGUGCGUAAUAAUUAAACCAAUCUGGAAAUGUUGGCUAUGAAACGGUGCAUUUGAAGACUUUAUAACCUGCUGUCUGCCUUUUAAUAAACCAGGAAUGCAUCAUUUAUUUCAACCCUGCAGGUUUUACAGGCUGUCAGUAGUACAUUUAAGCCAUUGUUGAGAAUAGAACAAUGACCUCAGAGCUUUGGUGACUUUACAACGCUUUUUACGCAUUGCAUUUUGACAAUCAGCAAAGCUUGGGUGCGCUCGGUUGCUGUCUGGUUGCUCGGUUCACAGUUAAAGUAUUUUUUGGCACGCACAAAACUGCUCCUAUAGGGCGUCGCAAGAUUCAUGACCAGCGCGUCUUGGCAAAAAGAAACGACCUUCUACUACGUCUCGCCUGGAAUAAGGGUCCCCUUCACUUUACCAGACAGAGCGUUUCCAUGGAGACAGGAGCGUCCCUCGGCCUGAAAAGACGAUAUGAAGAGGUGGACCAGGGCUCUCCAUUUUCGCUCACGCCAAAGGACUCAGACGAUGACAUCUCCAGCAGUGACAGUGCAGACAGCUGCGAUAGCCUCAACCCCCCAUCCAGUUCAUUCACACCCACGUCCAUUCUCAGACGACACAAACCCUCUCUGGGGGGUAAGAGAGUGCGCUUCGAUGUGGUGACGGUGUAUUACUUCCCCCGGAGGCAGGGCUUCACCAGCGUGCCCAGUCAGGGGGGCAGUUCUCUGGGCAUGGCUCGGCACCACUGCUCCAUCAGACACUACACUCUAGGGGAGUUUGCCAGAGAGCAGGAGUCCAGCCACAGACACACACUCCGACAGCACCUCAGACAGGAGAAGCUCAAUGCACGCAAGAUGAAGCUGACGCGUAACGGCACAGUGGAGUGUGCCCAGGCGGAGCUCCUGACGCUGGAUGAUGUUUCUGAUGAGGACUUGGACGUGGAUGGUCUGGAAGUGGACGACUGCUUUUUUCUCCAGCCUCUGCCCACGAAGAGACGCCGGGCACUGCUCAGAGCCUCGGGCAUCAACCGCAUCGAUGCCCGUGAGAAGGCCGAGCUGCGCGCCCUCCGCCUGUCCAGAGAGGAGUGUGGGUGUGACUGCCGCCUCUACUGUGACCCCAGACACUGUGGGUGCAGCCAGGCAGGGAUCAAGUGCCAGGUGGACCGCAUGUCUUUCCCGUGUGGUUGCUCCAGAGACGGUUGUGGAAACAUGGCUGGUCGGAUUGAGUUUAACCCCCUCCGAGUCCGCACUCACUACCUACACACCAUCAUGAAACUAGACUCAGAACGAAGGAAAAUACACCUUCACGCAUCUGAAGACCACUUUUCCCAAUCCCAACUCACCCUCACCCCUCUCCGCCCCGUCUCUCCGGACCAGUGCUCUUCUAUGUCAAGCGCGGACAGUGAACUACAACAACUGGAAGUCGAGGAAGCGGUAGAAAUUCAAGAUGUUUUAAAUGAGCGUGACAUAUUGGAGAGAGAGAACGAAACGGCAGUGCUUCAUCUGCAAAGCGCCGAGGAGCAGGAGAGGAGGAAGAGAGAGGAGCUAGAGGGCGCAAUAGAGCAGGAAUUAACGAGACAAGCAGAGGUAGCAUCCAUGGAGGAAGUGCUAUUGCAAGGUCCUUUUCCUACCGGAGCUACUGUCCUCUGCAUCUCCGAAAACCAAGAAGAAACGCCAUUUAACAAGGAAGAAUUGCUGUACUACCAACUUAGUCCUAUAGAGGCAGGUGCGUUCGAGACCCUACCCCAAGAAGAGGAGGGGUGCGUACUCGCGGGGCAAAACUUGGGGCAGAUUCAACAAGAAGAGGUAAAAACAAGCGAGGAGGUGAAUUCCUGUGAAAGUAUGAUUAGCACAAAGCAGGAGAUAGAAGAGCUUAAAUGUGUUGAGAAUUGUAGACCACCAAGUCCCCAGCAUAGCCCACCUAUAAACCAGUGCCAAGAUCAUACCCGCUUGGAUCAAGAAGUUUACUAGCAUUUCAGCAUAUGUUUGCACAAUAGCUUAAUCUAUGAUGAAUUAAUGUCACAUUUACAACAUUCAUUACAGCUUCGAAUAAUAGGCUGCGAUCUCCAUAGUCCAUCCAUCCAUUUUCUUCCUCUUUAUCUGCAGUCUGAGCAGAGAGGCCCAGACUUCCCUUUCCAUGCACAAUCCCUCCAGCUCUUCCGGGGGGAUCCCGAGGCAUUCCCAGGCCAGCCCAGAGAUGUAGUCCCUCCAGUGUGUCCUGGGUCUUCCCCGGUGCCUCCUCCCGAUGGGACGUGCCUGGAACAGUGGAAUAUAUUACCUAACAUGCAUGCAUGGACAAAACAGCAGCAUCCGUUGUUAUUUUGUUCAUGUUAAAUAAUUCAGCCUUAUUAUUUGAAAAAGAGAUUAAUUUAUAAAGAAAAAGCAAAAAAAAAGUGGAAAUCCAUUUGAACUUGAAUGCUGACACAAACCUUUCUUCGAGAGAUGAAAAUAACUCUACACAAACUGUCUCAUUCCCGUUCAAACAUAUGGCGGCUGUUGUCGAACCAAAUCAAGUGAAAGUACCCUCCGCUGAACAUAGACCUUAUAAUCCUGGAAAUACUUGUUUUUCGUGUACUGUAUUCGCAUUAUGUGAGACUGACCAAUGUGUUUUUUAUUUUAUUUGUGUAUGCACAUCGAGAAGAGAGGACUGGUGCGGCUCUACUGGGCUGAAAUAGGGCUGCAAGAUAUUCAACAGCUAUAGUUGAAUUGUGCUAUCACUUUUGCAUUAUUUUAUUUCUGACGCAGUAAGUUCACCCAAUCUAAAAAUGUAAAUAAGUUUGAUUACUAAUUACGCUGUGUGAAGUCAGACCUUACCAUUAACCAAACCAUGGCUAAAACUUAAACUGUUACACUGUUGAACUUUUUAUCCCUUCUUACAGUAGAUCUACUCUACUGCAGUUAACAAGCAGCUUUUUUUUUUUUUUACAAAGUUGAAAGAAAAAAAGUUGUUUGGGAGGUGCAUUGUGAACUAUAGUAACUCAGUAGAAAAGAAAUAUAAUUGCAGGUAACACUGCUAUAGGUAUUUUUGUGGUAACUUGCUGGUAAAUAACAGCAAGAACAAGAACAGCAUACAUUACAUUUUAAUGCCUCUAUAUAGGUUUAAAAAUGGUCUGAUGGACUGAAUAACUUAACAAUGAGAAUGAAGUUUCUUCUAAUAUCAUCAUUGCAUUAGAUGACAAUAUUAAGAAUAUUUUUUGUGAUAUAUUUUGCAGCCCUAUCCUCUAAAUGAGGAGCAGUAGACUGGUUCUUGUCAAUGCAGUGGUCUAUCUCUGUAGUCAGAAAGGUAGUUUGUGAUGGUUGCCCAUGAUAUUAUUAAGAGUAACACGUCUUUUGUGAAUUAGAUACUGUUACAUUACAUCCAGCGUUGUUACUUGGAUAGAAAAUGCUCUUUCAAUCUCCAAUGCUUUUUUAUUCACUACUAAUUGUGCUCAAAGAAGUAGUCAUGCACAGAAAUACACUAAUCUGAAGAAAGACGAGUUUCAAAAGUGCUAUUCGUUUCACUGAAAAUGGUCCAUGAAGUAAUCAAUUUGUAUAUUAAUAUUUAGCGGUAUGCAUGUGUUGAGUGAAUUUUAAUUAUUAUUAUUAUGGCUGAGAAAAGAGAGGGUGUAUUAGAAUUUGUACAUGUACUGUAUUAGCAAUGGGAGUCAGUCAUAUGAAGACAUACAGUGCCCUUCACUAAUAUUACCACCAAUGAGAAAAUAUAGUAUGUACUGUAGUGUGUCAAGGAACAGGAGACAAGAUCACAUCGAUAAUGUAGAAUUUUAAAGCUCCACUGCGUAACAUUUCAGUUUAUAGGCUUAAAUAAACAAAAUAUAUCUUAAAGUAUGUUUGUAUUGCCCCAAAAUACGUUGAGAAACAUGCAUGCAUCUUGUGAUAAAAUAAAGGCUUUUAUUUUAGUCUAUUUAUUCAAAUAAAUGUUACACAGUGGAGCUUUAAGCAAUGUGAAGGAAGAAUGUCUUUCUUGUUGCAAAACACUAUUAGGAGGUGUAAAAAUAUUUAUGAAUUAUCAAUAGUGCCUGAUUAGACCUGGUUUAGUCCUUCUUAGUCCAGGUUUAAUCUUGUUUAGUCCGGGUUCAGUCCUGGGUUAGUCCUGGUUUAGAUCUGGGCUAGUCCUGGUUUAGUCUUGGGUUAGUUCUGGUUUAGACCUGGUUUAGACCUGGUUUAAUCUUGGUUUAAUGCUAGAUUAGUCCUGGUUUAGUCCUAGUUUAGCCCUGGUUUAGACCUGGGCUAGUCCCGGUUUAGUUCUGGUUUAGACCUGGUUUAGACCUGGUUUAAUCUUGGUUUAAUGCUGGAUUAGUCCUGGUUUAGUCCUAGUUUAGCCCUGGUUUAGACCUGGGCUAGUCCUGGUUUAGUCCUGGUUUAGUUCUGGUUUAGACCUGGUUUAGACCUGGUUUAAUCUUGGUUUAAUGCUGGAUUAGUCCUGGUUUAGUCCUAGUUUAGCCCUGGUUUAGACCUGGGCUAGUCCUGGUUUAGUCCUAAUUUAGUUCUGGUUUAUACCUGGUUUAGACCUAGUUUAAUGCUGGAUUAGACCUGGUUUAGUUCUGGUUAAACCCUGGUUUAAUGCUUAUUUAGUCCUGAUUUAAACCUGGUUUCUACCUGGUUCAGCCCUGGUUAACAGCUUAUUUAAUGCUGAUUUAGUCCUGGUUAAAUCCUUGUGUAGACCUGGCGUAGAGCUGUUGUAGUCCUGCUCUAGUCCUGGUUUAGUCCUUGCGUGCCAGUAUUAGCGGAGGGCUUUGUAUGUUUUUCCAGAUGGUGCUCUUGACUGAUGGUAGAGGUGAUGUAGAGACGCAAUAGCUGUUGCACUGCAAAUCAUUUAUAAUAGUGACGGAUGGGGUGUGUUGUCUUUGCAAUCUGCUAAUGUUUUAAUUUGAUAUUCUUGUGUCUCUUGCUGCAUAAGUGUGCCGACUCUGCCUACACAAACUAGUCCUCUGUGUUAGGGAUGGGCAGUUAACAGAAUCUGAAACAUGAUUGCAAUAGAUUGCAAAAUCCAUAAAAAUACUGUACAAGAACAUAUAUAUUAUUUAAUUCUGUUUUGAAUGAUAUUGAUGGUUAUUCUGCACCAGAAAAGGCAAGCCACUCUAAUGUACAUAAAAGAGAAAAUAUAAUUAUAGAUCAUAAUCCUUCUUCUUUAUGUUAAAUUUUGACCAGUAAAAAGAUAAAUUAGUAACUAGGAUUGUGCAAUUAACCAAAUUUUAACGUUCCAGUCUAUUAUAAUAAAUAUAUAGUUGGAAAUGACGAUUCAGUGAUGUUCUGAGUGGUAUGGGUGCUUGUAUGUGUGCUAGAGCAAAGCCACUCAUCUAAUCUACAUGAAAUACAAAAUCUUACUAAAUAUGGUCUCAAACUUGUAACUGUGAUUUCAAACAUGACUGAAUUGUAAAUAAUUAUGAUUCUUCUUUCUGUGAUUGAACAGCCCUGUUCUGUUGACCCCUUAAACGGUGGCUCUUCAGACAGAGGACAUGCAGCUGUGUAGGAGAUGUCUGUUGUUUUUAUUUGCCUUUUUAUUGUCUUAAUAUUAACCUGCUUGAAAUUGCACCAAAGCAGUGGCCACAAACCUAAUUAUAAGAAUCAACCAUGCAUUAAGCAGACCAUUAAGUAGCUCUGUUGUAAUUAUAAAGCAGCAGAUGUAUUGUGCACUGCAAAAAGAGUAGGUGUGACUAUCAGAUUUAUUCUUUCCAUUAUUGUGCCUGUUUUUAUUUGUAUUUUUUAAGCAAGAUUUUCAGCGAAACACUUCUUUAUAAAUAAUUAAAAGUGCAAUUUUAAUUUCUCCCUUGCCUACAAUUUUGCUAUGAGUAAAAAAUCAGCAACACUUGGUAAACACUCAAAAUUGUAGUCAUUUAUCUCAUUUUUUUUGCAGUGCACAAAGAAAAUCAUUACGUAGUGGCCUGCUGUAAUUAUAAUGCAGAAAUGUAUUGUAUAAUUGGCCAUUGUAUUCACUGCCUGUUGUGAUGCUUUUGUCUUUUUCAUCUGUCGUCAAAUUUAGGUUUGUGGCCACUGCCGUAAAUGAACUUCACUUUUUUGAUCGUGUGAAUGGGUGAGUGAGUGAUAGUGUUAACACAAUGUAAGGCUGUGAGAGGUGUUCUCAUGCUAACUGUUGCCUAAAGUGGAAAAGUUUUUAUACCAACAUUAAAAACAUUAAAACACACAACAACAAUGUCCCGCUGUUAUUUUUAAAUUAGAAGUUGCACUGUGUAAUUGGAUGGAAUCUGGUUGUCUCCGAGGAAUGUUUCACAGUAUGGCAUUACAUUAUCUAACACCGUGGAGAUAAGUAGGUGAUACCAC